GUCCAAAUAAAAAGGAAAACGGAAGGCCCUGCAAUCUGCCUCAUUCCAUUACCGCGGUCUCAGCUCUCGCUUCUUUCAAGCUGAAGCGAAGCAAACGACGUAACAGUAGAUUCAGCAUCGGAUAAUAUUUCAGACGGAAAUUUUGUUAAUUUUGAAGGUGGAGCUUUGUUAGAAUCUGCCAUGAACCGUCCUCCUGCUCAAUUUGCCCACCCAUCCUUCACUCUCAUUCCCUCAAAUCCUAAUCCUAACCCCAACUUCUUCCACUCUCAGCCACAAAACACACAACCUGCAAUCCCCACUCCUCCUUUGCCUCCUCCUGACCUUUCUACCACAAUUUCAUCUCUCGAUAGCCUCGUUCGCGACUCUUACCAGACCCUUGACUCACUUUCUGCCCUCCUCCCUCUUGAAAACCCAAAUUAUAACAACCCCCAGAGUUCCCUCAUCCCCUGCCCUUUCAACCCCCACCACCGUGUGCAACCUCACUCCCUUUUCUCCCACUCCCUCCACUGCCCAUCUCAUCCUCACCCUCUCCCGCACCUCAAUUACCCCAAAACUCUCAAAUCCUCUGACCAAUCUCAAAUUGAAAAAAGUUUUCUCCAAACUCUUCAUGGCUCAGAGGCUGACCUGUGCUUGUCUUUGGAGCAUUAUUAUGCAGAUUUUGGUUCAAAUUUCUUCUACAGUGACUGCCCUGGUGUUGUUAACUUUUCUGGUCUGGAUGGUGUCAACAGAAUGUUUACACUUCCAUUGAUUUUGUCUGUUGAGUGUGCAAAUUUUAUUGGUAGAGGAGAGAGAGAAAUUACGGAUUUUGAGAAAGCGUGGUGUAGAAUUCUUCCAUCUGAGUUGUGGGCUAUUAAAACCGAAGUUGAGAGCUGGAAUGAGUUUCCUUUUACGUACUCGUACCGCGUUCUUUGUGCCAUUUUGGGGUUGGGUGUGGUUAAAGAGUAUGAUGUAGGCACAUGGAUAAUUGCAAAUUCACCACAAUAUGGCAUUGUGAUUGAUGUGGCCAUGAGGGAUCAUAUAUUUUUGCUUUCCAGGCUGUGCUUGAAGGCUAUUUUAAGGGAAGCUUUAAGUAAGGUAAAGGAAGGAGAUCCAGAGAGUACGCAUUUUGAGUGUCCCACUUUGGUUCAAGCUUUGAUGUGGCUAGCCUCUCAGCUUUCCAUACUGUAUGGUGCACAGAAUGGGAAAUUAUUUGUCAUAAACGUCCUUAAGAAAUGCUUAUUAGAUGCUGCACUGGGCUCCUUAACUUUCCCAUUGGAGCAACAGGUGACAGAGUAUCCUGCUUUAGAAGAGGGUUCGUUGAAUUUGGAUGCCAAUGGCAGUGGUGUUAGGGAUGCUGAAGUUAUGAAACCACUAAGUACAGAUGGUGGAGGGAAUAGCAUGGUGAAGGAAAACAUUAUCAGUAGGGUGGUAUUUGUGUCCCAGGUUGCAGCAGCCGUUGCAGCAUUGCAUGAGAGGUUCUUGCUAGAAGAAAAACUUAAGGCACAACGGGUUUCACAAACCUUUUCUAGAUAUCAACGGAUGGUUGAUCAUGAUUAUGUGUCACAGAGAGCUGAUGAGAAGCGGAAAAACCGAGGUCAAUAUAGACCUAUUAUUGACCAUGAUGGGCUCCCUCGGCAGCAAUCAUGUAACCAGGAAACAAACAAGACUAAGACUAGAGAGGAGUUAUUGGCAGAAGAAAGAGACUACAAAAGACGAAGAAUGUCAUAUCGUGGAAAAAAGGUGAAGCGAACAACUUUGCAGGUUAUGAGGGAUAUUAUAGAGGAGUACAUGGAGGAAAUCAAGCAAGCUGGAGGGAUUGGGUGCUUUGAGAAAGGAACUGAAGGGGAAGGGAGCUUUCCAUUUGAACUACCAUCAGCUCCUGAAAUCACCACCGAUGCUGAAAAGCCAACAAAAAGCAAUUAUGACUCAGCUGGAUGUAGCCCAAGUCAUAGCAGGAAACAGUCCCAUUCUAGUUAUUAUGCUAUUGAUUCUGCAACAUCCAAGGAUGCUUCUGCCAAAGGUAGCAAAAAACUAAGACGGAGUCUUCAGGGACAUCAUCACUAUCUAGAAGAUCAUAGAAGUGACAGUAGGGACAGACAUGAUAUGGUGAAACAUUCCAGAAGUCCAGAGAGUCGCAGAAAUCCUGGAUGGGCACACGGACAGAUUCGUCAUCACAGGGAACGAGAUGAUCUGGAGGUGAGAAAGACCAAGCACCGUGAAAUCAGUUGGUCAUCUUCUAGCAUAUCCAAGUAUCGUGAUAAUAGAUCAUCUUCUCAGUCAAAUUCGAGUGAGAAUUCAAAAGUUAGAAGGGAUAGGUACACAUAUGAGAAUCAUAGUUCAAACUCUGUGGUACAAAAUACUUUUGAGGAUAGAUAUGAUCCUUUGAUAUCUCGUGACAUAUAUGAAGAGGAUCUUUCUACUAACAGAAAAUAUGCUAGAGUGGGCAGAUAUUCUGAAAACGAGAAAAGUCCUGACUACCAUUAGAAAUCUGAGUGCGAUGUGGCACAAAGUCAUCAGGCUUCAACAAUUUUAACUUCAUCUGUAUCCUCCUUUUGUAUCCUUGAAUUUUUUAUUAUUAUUUAAAUUUCUUCCCCCAUUCUCAUUCUGAAUAUAUCAAAACAUUGCUCGUACUGGUUAUUCCCAUAGUCAUCGUGAUUUUUUACCCUCGUCAAUUAGCAUCAUGGUAUCAGUUGAGACUGAUAUCCUGUUCUCUGUUUCUUUGCAUUAAAGCUUAAUGUGUCUAAAAUAAUAUAAAUCCUUACGGAAGGAGAGCAAGGUCAUUGGCUUAGAGAGGCCGCGGUACAAGAUCCCAAUAUGCAAAUAAGGGUAAACAGAUACGAGAAUUCCCACAGCUUCUGAUAGAAUGCUAAAGAAGUUCAUGAAGGAUUGCGGAUGAAGCAUGGUACCGGCACUUUGACCGUUAUUUCGAUGCAACAGUUUUUGCUCAUAUAAUGCAGUUCUGUUAUGAUUCCUAUGAGUUUAUACAAAUCUGAGGAAGUGCAUAUGUAACUCCUAGGUUCUUUUUACCCCAUUGCAAUAUGCUGAUGGAAGAAGAAUGUUUGUCAUGUAAACAUCCAGAUAAACAAUAAUAAAGAUGGUUGAUACUUACUUACAC
Messenger RNA from Prunus mume (Japanese apricot), 3094 nucleotides. NCBI's taxonomy places the organism in Eukaryota, Viridiplantae, Streptophyta, Magnoliopsida, Rosales, Rosaceae. The record is from RefSeq and is a predicted model, not a curated record.